GGGCUGAAUAAUAUCCGCUCUAGCCGUUGCCUUUCCUGCUCACAAACGCUGAGUUUUCAUUUCAUACUACAUUUAGCCAAAUAUCGCUUUUGUGUAUUCAUCAUAUUUAGUUAUUUAUUAGGCCCAUACAAAUAUGGCAGAGGUAAUUCAAAAGAAGUUGCAAGCGGAGGUAGAGAAAUAUGCUCAGAUGCAGAAAGAUGUUAGCAAGAGCCUGUCAGCCAGACAGAAGCUGGAGACGCAGCUGACAGAGAACAACAUUGUAAAAGAGGAGCUGGAUUUACUGGACAGCACAAACACAGUUUAUAAACUCAUUGGUCCAGUAUUAGUGAAGCAAGACCUGGAUGAGGCCAAAUCCACAGUCGCAAAAAGAUUGGAGUAUAUAAAUGGAGAAAUUCAGAGGCAUGAGACGCUUCUAAAAGACAUGGAAAAGAAGUCUGAACAGCAUCGAGAACUCUUGGCCAGUUUACAACAGGAGUUUCAGAAAGCUCAGGGCCUGGCUGUUGGCAAAGCCUGACCACCCUCCACCCCCACCCCAUACACACACACACAAACAGAGGCAGAAAAUAGAUGACAUCAGUCUCAUUGUUCACCAAGGUCUAGUAAUUUCUGCUUGUAUCUCAUAGGCAGCAUUAUUACUGUGGCUUUCUCUUGUUACUAAUAAACAUGUUGUUUUUCACGAAA
Molecule: messenger RNA, 681 nt
Organism: Betta splendens (Siamese fighting fish)
Lineage: Eukaryota; Metazoa; Chordata; Actinopteri; Anabantiformes; Osphronemidae
Gene: pfdn6
Product: prefoldin subunit 6
Exons: 4
Coding region: 134-514 (126 amino acids)
Biological process (GO): chaperone-mediated protein complex assembly; protein folding
Cellular component (GO): prefoldin complex; cytoplasm
Molecular function (GO): protein-folding chaperone binding
Source: RefSeq, a predicted model, not a curated record